CGACCGUGCGGAGUGUGGCUGCAUUACGAGUGGGUAGGAGCGCCGCGGACGAGCGUCUGAGAAAAACAGUUUUUUUUUCGCUCUGUUUGAAGCAAAUGGAUGCCAUAGCGGCAUGAAGUCGUCCCUCCGUGAUUAUCUCCACUUCCGGUUCUUUCGUGGCAGUUGUUUUAUCCUAGAGAAGUAACACCCAGAAGCUCCUGGGUGGAGUAGCUUGGUUGUCGCUGAUGCGGUAGCCGCUAUAAGACCCAGGCGGAGGAGGUGAUUUGGUACCUUUGUGGAAAGCAGGACGACGGACGCCCCCGUGUUCCGGCCCCGUUACCAUGCUGCGAGGGACGCUUUUUCGUGGCGCGCAACAGGCCGCCGGCUCAAGCAGUGGGAGCUCACAACUGCUGAGCAGUAGGCUCCUCCUUGCGCGAUUUCCUGCCAUGCCGAGCAACGCAUCACCGCUGCUGCAGCGAAGAGCAUUUGGUGGCUCCGUGAUGGUGAUACCAAAGGUGAAGUCAACGGGGGUGGGCUGGACGCAGUUCGACUACCCCGCGGAGAGUCGCAUCCGCUACGACGUCGCCCCGAGAACCGUCAUGUCACCCUACGCCGGCGGACCAGUGUACCAGUACCUGCGAAAUGGCUGGCACCAAACGAAAAGGCGACGUACUUAGAUUAGCCGUCAUUCUUUGUUUUGGAACAGGAUUCGCUCCUUCUUGGCUCGGGCAGUUCAGCCUUGCAGUUACAUUCUUUGAAAAGCAAAAAGUGAACUUGGCAAGUGUCUACUUGUGCUAAACUUUAUCAGUGAAGCACCUGUACCGUGCGGAGGCCGAGAAUAUGGACCCAUUGCAGAGCAUUUUCACGGGCGUACCAGAACAGGAAUUGAACCCGCAGAAGAACACGUGGCCUACUCAUCUUGAUCCGCACGCGUGGUCAGGUAGGGAAAUAUAUUUUUAUUUCGUUUUAUCCACGCGAGGACGUUUUUUAUUUUUUUGGGUUGUUUUGCUUUUGUUCGCACGACCGCAAUCGCGCAACUCUUGCAUCUUGAUGACAAAUACGCACGCCUUCACUUCUUUCACAGGUCCCAUGGACAAAAUCUGGGAGGAUUUUCACUACCUGUUCAUCUUUCCCUUCAUCUGCGGUGGCAUGUUUGCCUACUUCUUGUACUAAUUUUCUACUAUGCUGCUUCGGAGUGUUUUAUCAUGCAUCAAUAUACUUGCUUUGUCUUCGUAUAAUUGGGGAUCGAUGAGAUUGCAACAAAAAAGGUCCAUGCCUGAACUCACAAUUACAAAACAGCGACCGGUGGCUACGAGUGGACCCAUUUGCGAUGUUUUGGAAAUGGCACGAUCCUGACGCAACGACCUGGGCCUCGUGGCUGCCACACAAAAGCUUCUACCUGUUCUAGAAACUUCCUCAUUGACGAGCUGGGCACAGAUAAAGUUCGUUGGUAUGCUUGUAGUUGUACCGAAAAAUUCGUAUGUGCAUCUACAAAAAAAAAGACACCGUCGUAGGAAGGAUUGAGUUGCAGCAACGGCGCAUGGGAC
Messenger RNA from Amoebophrya sp. A120, 1526 nucleotides. NCBI's taxonomy places the organism in Eukaryota, Dinophyceae, Syndiniales, Amoebophryaceae. The record is from the annotation of a GenBank genome assembly.